Salvelinus fontinalis (brook trout) is the source of this 1101-nucleotide messenger RNA. Its product is annotated as 2-hydroxyacyl-CoA lyase 1-like. The record is from RefSeq and is a predicted model, not a curated record. Gene Ontology annotation, cellular component: peroxisome. Gene Ontology annotation, molecular function: magnesium ion binding; thiamine pyrophosphate binding. Lineage: Eukaryota; Metazoa; Chordata; Actinopteri; Salmoniformes; Salmonidae. Gene Ontology annotation, biological process: fatty acid alpha-oxidation.
CCGGAAGUCGUAUAAACGGGUCAUGCUUUGGGCAGCAGUGCCAGAAGUCGUCCAGUCACUCAAAUUUGAACUCUGUGGAGUAAGUGGUUAUCGAAAUAUCUAUCGAUUGCAGCUACUCAUAUAAUGCAUUUUGUAAUGGGGACAAAAACAAAUGAUUUGCAAGAGAUCUAAAAACGACGUAUAAGCUAUUGAGUAUCACGAACAGAUUUCUGGACAGUAAUAAUGGAAGAUGUGACAGGCGCUCAGCUCGUUGCUGAGGCACUAAAAGCUCAGAAUGUAGAAUAUAUGUUUGGAAUAGUUGGUGUUCCCGUCAUUGAAGUGGCUAUGGCAGCUCAAGCCUCAGGAAUCAAGUAUGUGGGAAUGCGCAAUGAACAAGCCGCUUGCUAUGCUGCAUCUGCUGUUGGUUACCUCACUGGACGUCCAGGGGCUUGUCUGGUUGUGUCUGGACCGGGACUCAUCCAUGCUCUUGGUGGAAUGGCCAACGCUAACAUGAACUGCUGGCCUGUGAUUGUUAUUGGAGGCUCCUCCGAUCAAAACCAGGAGACCACUGGGGCGUUUCAAGAGUUUCCACAGGUGGAGGCGUGCAGACUGUACAGUAAGUUCUCAGCUAGGCCCAGCAGUCUGGAUAUGAUCUCCUCAGUGAUAGAGAAGGCAGUACGCACUAGCAUGUAUGGACGUCCCGGUGCUGUAUACGUAGACAUAUCUGGGGACAUGGUCAAUGCUAAAGUGGACAGGAGCAGAGUCAGAGAGGUGCCCUGUUGUCCACCUCCUCCAGUGAGUAUGGCUGACCAUAUCGCGAUCACAGAAGCACUGGCUGUCCUAAAAGGAGCCAAACGGCCUUUACUCAUCAUUGGGAAAGGUGCAGCCCAUGGAAGAGCAGAGGGGGCUCUGAGGGAGCUGGUGGAGGGGUGUGGCCUGCCCUUCCUGCCCACCCCCAUGGGUAAAGGGGUGCUGCCUGACGACCACCCCAACUGUGUUGCUGCUGCCCGCUCCAGAGCUCUGCUCCAGUCUGAUGUUGUGGUCCUACUUGGUGCCAGGCUCAACUGGAUCCUGCACUUUGGCAUUCCCCCCAGGUUUGACCCCCAUGUAAAGGUCAUCCAG